AGAGAGACUCAAACAUUUCCCUUCUCCUGAGCCUUUCACACAGAGGACGUCCACCCCUCCAAACAGAAGCAUCCCAUCUUCGUCGCAGUAGCCCACUUUCAGCCAAAUUAUUUUGACACGGUUCAGUGGCCUCGGUGCUGGGAUUGCUCGUAAAGGCACAGUUUCACUUCAGUUAUUUGGAUAAUUAAGUUUCUUUAGCAUUUUUAAAGAUUGGAGCAACUAUUCGAAAAAGAAAUCAAAAUUGGAAGGAAACAUUCACUCGUCUGCGGCGCUUAUGAUGGUAUUCCCGGGCGCCUAAAACUCGUCUUUCAUAACUUGCAACAAACGUCUUGCAUUAAGGUAUUCUUUGCAGUUAUGCCUCAAUUAGGGCACGCGGCACUGUAAAAGGAGCCUGACCCGCGCCGGAGAGUAAACGAGAGAGCGUUCAGGAGAGAGGGAAAAAUAAAACGUGAGAGAGAGGGGGAGAGAGAGAGAAAGAGAGAGAGGGGGGUCUCUACGCCACGAUGGCUCUGACCGACAAACACAAAGUCAAGAGACAGCGUCUGGACAGAAUCUGCGAGGGUAUCAGGCCCCACAUCAUUAAUGGUCCACUGCACCCUCGCCCCCUGGUGGCACUACUGGACGGGCGCGACUGCACAGUGGAGAUGCCCAUACUCAAAGACCUGGCAACCGUGGCUUUCUGCGAUGCACAGUCUACACAGGAGAUACACGAAAAGGUGCUGAAUGAAGCAGUCGGAGCGAUGAUGUAUCACACGAUCACGCUGACACGCGAGGACCUGGAGAAGUUCAAAGCACUACGCAUCAUCAUUCGCAUUGGGAGUGGCUAUGACAACAUCGACAUCAAAGCCGCAGGAGAGCUGGGUAUUGCUGUGUGUAAUAUCCCGUCUGCAGCGGUAGAGGAGACGGCGGAUUCAACGAUGUGUCACAUCCUGAACCUGUACAGGAGAAACACUUGGCUGUACCAGGCACUCCGAGAGGGCACGAGGGUCCAGAGUGUGGAGCACGUCCGAGAGGUGGCGUCCGGAGCAGCCCGCAUCCGCGGGGAAACCCUCGGCCUGAUUGGCUUUGGACGGUCGGGACAAGCCGUGGCGGUGCGUGCCAAGGUGUUUGGCUUCAACGUGAUCUUCUACGACCCAUACCUGCAGGACGGGAUGGAGCGCUCUCUGGGCGUUCAGAGGGUUUACACCCUGCAGGACCUGCUGUACCAGAGCGACUGUGUGUCCCUGCACUGCAACCUGAACGAGCACAACCACCACCUCAUCAAUGACUUCACCAUCAAACAGAUGCGUCAGGGUGCCUUCCUGGUGAACACAGCUCGAGGUGGGCUGGUAGAUGAGAAAGCUUUGGCUCAGGCUCUUAAAGAGGGCAGGAUACGUGGAGCUGCCCUUGAUGUGCACGAGGCCGAACCCUUCAGUUUUGCGCAUGGUCCCCUGAAGGAUACCCCUAAUCUGAUCUGCACACCUCACACGGCCUGGUACAGUGAGCAGGCCUCUCUGGAGAUGAGAGAGGCAGCCGCUACAGAGAUACGCAGAGCCAUCACUGGUCGGAUUCCAGACAGUCUAAGAAACUGUGUGAAUAAAGAGUUUUUUGUUAGCACAGCAACCUGGGGAGUGAUGGACCAGCAAGGUGUGCACCCAGAGCUUAAUGGCGCUGCCUACAGGUUUCCACCGGGCAUGGUUGGGGUGGCACCAGGGGGCAUCCCAGGGGCAUUGGAGGGCAUGGGCCCAGGCGGUGUGCCCAUCCCCCACUCACUCCCUUCGGGCACACACCCCACCCAGGUCCCCUCUCCUAACCAACCAUCCAAACACGGGGAGAGCAGAGAGCAUCUAACAGAGCAAUAGCACCAUGACCAUACUCACACACACACACACACACACACACACACACACACGCUCAUGUAGCACAUACACACCUGCAGACAAAUGCACAACCUCUUAAAAACAUGUACAUUUAGACGUACUUUAUUACAGGUAUAUUUUGACACACCUAUACACACACAAACACAGGAGCCAUCGUCAUGCCAAUAUGUUUCCCAGUAUCUUUCCAAUGAAAUCACCCAUCUUCCGGGACCAAGAGACUUCUCUCUCUCUCACACACACAUUCAAACACAUGCCGCACACAAACAUACUUGCAUACAUACACAUUACAGCUCAACAGGACUGCUUAACACAAGACUUAAUACUCUUUUGUUUGUUUGUUUGUUUGAUAAGCUUGUUCAGUACAUUUCUUUUUUCCUCUCUUUGCUUGUGGCUCAGAAGAGAUCGCAGUUGUAAGGCAUGGAUGAAACAAAGCCCUCCCUCUCAAUUCAUGCCUCACUGGAUAAACCACGUUUCCUUGCACCAUUCUGAGAGCGCUGACAAACCACCACUUAAUGUGCUUACUAGUCCACUCACUACCCGAGUUCUGCCCUUCUCACUGAUCCCACCCACUUUCCUUUUGUUGGUUUGAAGUGUUUUUUUUCCUUAUUUUAAGCCCUUUAAAGAAUAUUUUCAGUGUGGAAGAAUAAAAUAAAAGUCGUGGUUAUAAAAUAUAUCUAUAUAUCUAUAUAUAUAUAUAUAUAUAUAUAUUUAUCAGACAACAGACAAAGGAAAACGUUAACCCUCUCUUGGCCACACCUACCAACACACCCAUCCUUUACAUGAUUGACAGUUGAACAGUCAUCCUCAUCAUGUACAGACUUUUUAAGAAGUGGAAUGCCAGAUGAUAUAUUGACUGAUCCUGUGUG
Electrophorus electricus (electric eel) is the source of this 2725-nucleotide messenger RNA. RefSeq names its product C-terminal-binding protein 2. NCBI's taxonomy places the organism in Eukaryota, Metazoa, Chordata, Actinopteri, Gymnotiformes, Gymnotidae. The record is from RefSeq and is a predicted model, not a curated record. Gene Ontology annotation, molecular function: NAD binding; transcription corepressor activity; DNA-binding transcription factor binding. Gene Ontology annotation, biological process: regulation of transcription by RNA polymerase II. Gene Ontology annotation, cellular component: nucleus.